AUGAGAAGAGUCCGUCGUAUCAUGAGUCUCGUUCGUUAUUGCAUUCCCUUAUUUGGUUUCAUGGCUGCUAAUUUUUUAGAACGUUUUCUAGGAUCAGAAGGAACCGCUAUAAUGAUCACAGGUAAAGAUCUAGUGUUUUUUGCUAUACUUCUUGUGACCUGGAUCUUUUUAUUUCGUCUUUUCUAUGUGUAUGGUCGUAUGAAUAAAAAGUACCGCUUUCUUUUGAAACUGAUGUAUGUAGCCAUUUUAUUGGCCAUUUCCAUGUUCUUCUAUUGUAUCCGCUCCCAUUUCCUUUUUUACUUGGGUCUCUGCCUAAGUGGAAUUCUUUGUCCUUUUGUAUUUGUAAUUAAUAAUGUUUCAAGUGGGGAAAUCGUUCCUUAUUACUCGGAAAACUCCGACUCCGAAGAUUCAUUUGGGCUCCAGGUCCUUGCGGAGCCUUGGCCCGUUACGCACAACCUCGCCUUUGAGUCAUCGAUGAGAAAUAGAAUUUUAGCCAUGGAAAACAAUCAUUCUAUUUUUCUCCUUGAUAAGGAAAGGGGGGUCUACUGGAACGAAAUCAAAACAGUUCUGGAUCAAGCUCCCUCUCAGGAAGAGUAUAACCGAUUACUCGAGUUUGAGAAUAGCGAUCUUCAGAUCCGGGAGAAGAAAGACGAGUGUUAUUCCUUGUUUAUAAAAGUACUUUCUGAGCAUCCCGACUUGCUCGAAAAUGCACAAUAUACUUCUCCAACGGAGGCCAUUAUUUCGUAUUUUGAAAAUACGAGAGAAGAACUCGAAACCGAAGAAGUGUUGAGCCCUGCGGAUACGGACAAGGCAGAAAUGAGGAUCUACGCCAAGAUCGUGAAAGAUAUCAAUCAAAAUGGACCCCAGUCUUACUAUAUAAAAAAGAUUUUGGGCUAUUUUGAUAAAGAUGGCGGUUUCUAA
Messenger RNA from Fraxinus pennsylvanica, 921 nucleotides. The record is from the annotation of a GenBank genome assembly. NCBI's taxonomy places the organism in Eukaryota, Viridiplantae, Streptophyta, Magnoliopsida, Lamiales, Oleaceae.